CAAGUUAAAAAACCCCACUAUUCCGUAAAUUCAUUAAAAAUUUCUCAAGAUGAACCGAAAAAUGAUAAAUAUCUAAUCGCCAGCUAGGCCAGGUGGGAAAAACUUUCCAAGAAUGUACCAGUCUAUCGAUAUGAACAGUAAUAUUUCCGGUUGUUAAUUUGCUCUAGUCAGCUAAUUAUCAAUUCAAAGUCGACAAACUUUACGAACACUUCACAAUUAGUAUUGUAGAGAUAAAUGUGUUUUUCUACUACAGUAUAGAUAUAUUAAAUACACUACCUAUCUUAGUAAACAGUGAAACGUUCGACGCCUUUGAUUACUACACUUUCCAGGAGCUGAAAUGGCGUCCAAAAAAUUAUUGGAUCUUUCCCAAGAGAAACAAAAAGCCUUUUUCGAAUCAUUUGAUACGGUAUUUUGUGACGUAGAUGGAGUCUUGUGGAAACCGGGCCACUCAGCUAUAGAAGGAGCACAAGAAGCUAUAGAGACACUAAGAAAAAUAGGAAAGAAAUUAUUUUUUGUAACCAACAAUUCUGCCGUACCUAUCGACAUGUAUUUGGCCAGAAUGAAGGGAUUUGGAGUGACUAGAGAAGAAGUUAUCAGGCCAAUACGCGCUCUAAUAUGGUACUUGAAAAAAUUGAAAUUCGAUAAAGAAGUCUACGUAGUGGGGACGCAGGCUUUGAAAGACGAAUUAAAAGAAGCUGGAUUUAAAGUCGUUUAUAAUGAGGUAUCUCCAAUGGUAGAAACUCUAGAAAAUAUUGCAAAACAACUGCAGCAAAGAAGACCAGAUGUAGGAGCAGUAAUUGUGGAUUUUGUGAUAAAUGUUGAUUAUUGGGGUCUUCAACAGUGUAUUGAAUACAUUACGAAAAAUAAGGCUUUGUUUUUGAUUGGAGCCUCAGAUCCUCGUCUACCGUUCAUGGGCACUACACUAAUAUCCCCAGUACAAUUCGCCCAAAUCAUCCAAGACAUAACUGGAGUAUCUCCAAAAAUAUUAUCGAAACCUGGCAAAGAGUUCAAUGAAGUCCUACAAGAAAAUAUUGGGCCCUACGAUCCGAAAAGCAUAUUGUUUAUUGGAGAUUCGGUUGAGACCGAUAUGGCUUUUGCUACAGAGUAUGGUUACCAGAAAAUGUUGACUUUGACUGGUUUAACUUCUAAGGAGGAUUUGAAUAAUUGGCGACAUGACCAAAAAUUUAAACCAGAUUAUGUGGUUGAUAGUAUUGGAGAUUUGUAUACUGUUGCUUCUAAUUUGGGUUUUAAAAACUGAAAUUUAUAAUAUUUAUUUUAUUGAAAUAUAUUUAUGUUGCUGGAGAACAAUAAUGUCAUGUGUCAAAAUUAGUAUCAAAAAUUGGGUCAACUUGGGCUGAUCACAUAUUAAACAAAUUUUCAAUUAUAC
Messenger RNA from Ceutorhynchus assimilis (cabbage seed weevil), 1387 nucleotides. Lineage: Eukaryota; Metazoa; Arthropoda; Insecta; Coleoptera; Curculionidae. The record is from the annotation of a GenBank genome assembly.